This is a messenger RNA of Geodia barretti, 453 nucleotides long. The record is from the annotation of a GenBank genome assembly. Lineage: Eukaryota; Metazoa; Porifera; Demospongiae; Tetractinellida; Geodiidae.
AUGCUGCAGUUGACAAAACAGAGCAAUGGCUGGAUUCAUUAUCAUCAAACUGAAAUGAAAUUAGUUAUAUACACAAAUACUAAUCCGCCAUUGGCCCAUUGUGCAGCAUUCAGGGUCCUCAUCUAUGCAAUUAGCGGCAAAAUUUUGUUUUCACAGAAGCUGAUGUGCGAGGCUGCAGUUGACAAGACGGAGCAGUGGCUGGAAUCAUUAUCAUCAAACUGAUUAUCAUAAUGUCCUAUACUUCCUAUACUUAUAGUACUCACUAUGCUAGCUUCAUCUCUGGUCAAUGGUUCUUUGCCUUGAAAUCAAAGUACACCGCUGUGUUAGCAGAGGACUAGCAAUAUAGCUGGUAGAGUCACUUCGUUGUCAGGUGUGUCUGCCUCAAAGAUAACAUUCUCAUUGUUUGGUCAAAUAAAGCAUGUGUACACAAACUUAGCUACAAUGCAAAUAUAA